AGUCUUUGCACUCAAUAGUGAUUACUUUGAUGUGAACGUUAAAAUGGAUCAUGUUGGUAAAGUUAACAGGAGACAAAAUCCUAGGGAAAGGGCCAACGUUUUAUCGCUUUUGACUUUUUCAUACACCAAAGGCCUGUUCCAGCGCUCUUUAAAAAAAGACUUAGAAGAAGACGACAUCUAUGACGUAGUAAAACCAUGCAACGCCAAAAAAAAUGGCGACAUAUUUGAAAAAGCUUGGAAAACUCACCGUGCGAACGGAAAAACAUCUUUACUACCAAUUUUAUGGAAAUGUUUCGGCUAUCAAUACCUCUUCCUAGGAGUAAUAAACUUAUCAUGGAAAUUGAUAACAAGUAUAUACGAACCAGAAGCAAUCUCAAAACUGGUCUCCUACUUCAACCCAUUUCAAACAUCGGUCACCUUCCAAGACGCAGUUUUCUACGCUGGAAUCAAAGUAGGUCUCCGAUUGGCUCAUGCCUUCUACAUGCAAAACUACAUCAUCUACGUGCAACAAUUGGCAAUCAAAAUACGCACAUCAUUUUGUUCGUUGGUCUACAGGAAAGCUUUAAAGCUGACCCCAACUGCAAUGAAUGAAAUCAGUUUAGGCAACGUGAUAACUGUAAUCACCAAAGAUGUUAUGGUGUUUCAGCAAAACAUGAUGUUGUUUAAUGACAUGUGGAUGGAAACAAUUAGGUUGUGUGUUGUUUGCUAUUUGAUCUACAACAAAAUGGGCUGGACUGGCUUUGUUGGGGUUGUUAUUUUGUUGGUUAUUGUGCCAGCUCAAAUUUAUGUGGCAAAACUAAUCAAAAACCUACGAUUGAGUCUUUCGGAAAAAACCGACCAACGUUUGCAAGCGACCCAAGAAACCCUAUCGGCAAUAAAAAUAAUCAAAAUGUACACGUGGGAAAAAGUAUUUGCUGCCAAAGUUGAAGAAAAAAGACGACUGGAAAUGACUUAUCUAAUGCGCGCCUUCUACCUACGCUCAGCUAACUUCAUCCUAGGAAUGCUCACCUCAAAAAUAGGCUUCUACGCCCUUAUAAUGACUUACAUUGCAGUCAACAAAACCGCAGACGCUGAAGUAAUUUUCUAUUCAAUGAAAUGCUUCGGUGAUAUAAGAGGCUCUAUAACCAUGCUUAUACCGCUGGGUUUAGGCAGAGGUGCUGAACUCUAUGCUUCAAUGUUUAGAAUCAACAAAAUCCUAACCGCUCCUGAGCUGGACGACAGCGAAAACACCGACUACGAUAAGCCAAAGGUUGUACUAGACCAAGCCACUGUAAAAAUAAAAACCCACGAGAUUCUAAAACAAGUUACAUUGAAGCUAAAACCUGGCCUGACAAUUGUCACAGGUGGUUUAGGCAGUGGCAAAAGCUCCUUACUAAAACUAUUCUUAAAAGAUUUCAAUUUAAACGAAGGCCGCUCCUAUAUUAGAGGCUCCUUUUCUUACAGCUCACAAGACCCUUGGCUAUUUCCCUCCUCAAUAAGACAAAACAUAAUUUUUGGCCAACCCUUUAACGAACACAGAUACAAUGAAGUUAUAAAAGUAUGUGCCUUACAUUACGACUUUAACACAUUUGAAAAAGGAGAUGAAACUAUUGUAGCAGAUAGAGGCAUCAAUUUAAGUGGAGGCCAACAGGCCAGAAUUAAUUUAGCCAGGGCAAUUUACAAAAAAAGCGACAUUUACUUGUUAGAUGAUCCAUUACACGCCUUAGACCCAAAUGUCCAAGAUUACAUUUUCCAAAACUGUAUUCAAGGCUUUUUAAAGGGAGAAUUUGUCGUGCUGGUUACACAUAAUUUGAGACACAAAAACAGCGCUGAUCAGUUGAUUGUAUUAAAAGAUGGUAAAUUAAUUUACGAUGGAAAACCAACUGGGGCCAAAGUUGAUUUGAUUAAAGAGAUUGAAAAAGAUGAAAUUGAUGAACAAAUUGAUGAUGAAAAUGAUGAAGCAACAGAAAAAUCUAAGUUGUUGCCAUCGCUUGCCAAGGGCCGCAAAAAGGUUUACAGUGAAAUUAAAAAAACCGGCCAAGUGGAUAUGGGGGUUUACAAGCAAUAUUUCUCUUAUGGAGGUGGAUUUUGUGUAUUUUUAGCCAUUGCCUCCUUGUUUGUUGGGGCAGAGUUUUCAGAAAGCUACUCCUCAAGACUUCUAACCAACUGGAUCAAUAUCGAGCAAAAUGUCAGCAAUAUGAAAGUGGGCAAUUGGACUACAAACGAAGUUGUUUUGAUGACUGAUAAAGCUGAUUGGUUGCUGAAAAUCUACUCGGCAAUGAUUUUGGGUUCGGUGCUGUUGGAUUUGGUCAAGCAGUAUUUGUUUAUUAAUUUUGCAAGAAAGGCUUCAAUUAAUUUGCAUAAUGAAAUGAUUGAAAAGCUGACCACAACAGUGAUGAGUUUCUAUGAUAAUUAUUUCAUUGGGAAUAUUUUGAAUAGGUUUUCGCAGGAUUUGACCAAGAUUGAUGAACAUUUGCCGCACACUAUUAAUCAUUUUACUAGGGUAGUACUCUCAGUUGGAGGUGUAGUGGGUCUAGUUUCAACUGUAAACUGGAGAUUUUUAAUUCCAGCUGUGGUACUUGUAAUAAUGAUGAUUUGCAUGCAGCGUUUGUACAUACCGGCCGCUAGGAGUUUGAAACGAUUGGAAUCUGCCACUCGCAGUCCUCUAAUCGGCCACCUGAACGCAACCAUGGAAGGCGUCACAACGGUGCGAGCCUUCAAAGCCCAAAAAGUCCUUGUAGAAGAAUUUGACAGGCACCAAGAUCUCUACACCUCGGCCUACUACAUGACUUUUUGUGCCAGAGGAGCCUUUGGAUUUUGCAUGGAGAUGCUAUCGUGCACUUUUCUAUCAAUCAUAGUUGGAAAGCUGCUAUUUUUCAAUACAGGUGAAGUUGGUGGUGAUGUUGGCCUAGCAAUAACCAAAGCCUCAAUGCUAGCAGGCCUGGUCCAGUGGGCCCUGAUGCAACUCUCUGACCUGGAAAACGACAUGACGUCAGUAGAAAGAGUUCUAGAAUACAGUGCCUUACCUCAAGACGACUACCAAGGAGACAAACCUCAAGACUGGCCCUCAAAAGGUGCAAUCCUCUACAAAAACGUCUCACUAACCUACAAAUCAGACAGGGUCCUCAAAGACAUCAGUUUCGAAGUCAAGCCCCAACAGAAAGUCGGAAUUGUUGGUCGUACAGGUGCGGGAAAAUCUUCAGUAAUAUCCGCCUUGUUUAGGCUCUACAAUUUUGACGGAAUUGUCAAAGUUGAUGGCAUUGAUACCAAACAAAUCAGCCUGGAUUAUUUACGAAACAAAAUAUCAAUUAUUCCACAAGAUCCGCUAUUAUUUCAAGGCACUAUAAGGCAAAACAUUGACCCACACAACAGCUAUUCCGAUGAUGAUAUUUGGAAAACUUUGGAUAAAGUCCACAUGCGUGAGCACAUUGACAAUUUAGAACUUACUAUAACCGAUCAUGGUUCUAAUUUUUCUACAGGCCAAAGGCAGUUGAUUUGUUUGGCUCGCGCUAUAAUCAAAAAGAACAAAAUAGUUGUUUUGGACGAGGCUACGGCCAACAUGGAUCCAGAUACAGAGAUUUUUGCUCAGCAAGCUAUUGAUGAUAAUUUCAAAGAUUCUACAGUGUUUAUUAUUGCUCAUAGGCUACAUGCGGUGCUACAUUGUGAUAGAAUCAUUGUUUUGGAUAAAGGGCAAAUUGUGGAGUUUGAUGAUCCAAGGCGUUUGCUUGAGAAUAAGGACAGUUAUUUUUCUAAGAUGUUGGCGACUGAUUCUGCUGAUACUUUUAAGUGA
This is a messenger RNA of Ceutorhynchus assimilis (cabbage seed weevil), 3769 nucleotides long. The record is from the annotation of a GenBank genome assembly. Lineage: Eukaryota; Metazoa; Arthropoda; Insecta; Coleoptera; Curculionidae.